AUGACGAGCAUAGCAGCAUUGCCAGCACAAGUCCUCAGCGCUUUCCUCUACUACUGCGGCUUCUCACGCUUUACUCAUGGUAUCUACACGCCCUGGUACUACGCGCAUCAGGUAGCCCGCCAGCCAGAUGACGGUUCAACAGUCGCUCGAAUAGUGCCAUGCAUGGACAUCACACUUGCGACUACUUUGGCACUGGGAGGCAAGAAGUCCAAGAGAUAUGUCGCGGUCUUGACGGCAUUGAUUCAAGGUGGAGCUAUCGUAGCGUUGGGUAUGGAGGGCAGGCGCGAUCUGGCUGUUGACUUCGCCGUGUUCACGCUCGCGGUCGCAGCUGCCGCUUUGAUUUGGACUGAGUUAGUGGCAUGUCUUUUGAUCGUGACCUUGCGAACUUUCGUUCAAUAUCGAGCUAGUCGACGGCUCUUCAACAACGACUACCUCAUCUUCAUCGCUCUUGGAUGUCAUCUUGCCGCAGUAAUCACUUGCGAGCUUGCGAUUCCAGACAUGUGGACAAUAGAGGAGCUCAAGCUGCUGAGGGCAACGGGUGCCACGCCGUCGGAAGAAAUGUUGAAUGGUGCCGAAAGUACGUAUCGCGCUCGUACAUUUUGGUGGAUUAUGAUCUCCAUCACUGCUUCGACGUUCGUCACGACGAUCUUCCUCCAGCUCUUUGCUUGCGGAUCGCCGCAGAACUUCCUGAGGCUUGGUGGUUGCGCUGGGUCACGCCAUACAUACCUCUCGAAUUUGGUCUUCCUCUUCUCGGCAGGCACCGACAUCGCGGGAGGCAUCCUCAUCGUCCUCAUCCCCUUCCCACUCCUGUGGAAAUUGCGAACGUCAGAGCGGGACAGGAUCGUGCUGAUAGGGAUAUUCCUGCUCCCAGUUGCACCGAUCAUCUUCGGUGUGCUUCGUUUCGUGUUCUGCAAUCCCAGCCGGGACUCUUCGUCAGUAGAUGUGAUCAAGUUCCAGCUCUACUCGCUGCUGGAGAACACGACAGCGAUCAUCACGGCAAGCAUACCAUCCUUGAGGCUAUUCGUCACUAGAUCGCGGAACCAAAGCAGAGUCAAUGAUCCGACAUACUACACGGCAGCCUCUGCUAAAAGGAGCACGAAAUCGCAACACGUGGUUGACACGAUGCCGUUGGAGAGUAGAGUCAAUGUUUCAUCUGGCGAACCUUUUGAUGGGAGGAUGUUUUCAAGGAUAGAGUCCGAAGAAGAGGCCGAUAUUCAUGUUCAGGGCCCGUUGCGUGGCAUUGUAGUUCAUAGGUCCUUCCAGUAA
Molecule: messenger RNA, 1266 nt
Organism: Cyphellophora attinorum
Lineage: Eukaryota; Fungi; Ascomycota; Eurotiomycetes; Chaetothyriales; Cyphellophoraceae
Exons: 4
Coding region: 1-1266 (421 amino acids)
Molecular function (GO): protein binding
Source: RefSeq, a predicted model, not a curated record